Orcinus orca (killer whale) is the source of this 4614-nucleotide messenger RNA. It is a transcript of the gene SYK, whose product is annotated as spleen associated tyrosine kinase. The record is from RefSeq and is a predicted model, not a curated record. Gene Ontology annotation, cellular component: extrinsic component of cytoplasmic side of plasma membrane; cytoplasm. Lineage: Eukaryota; Metazoa; Chordata; Mammalia; Artiodactyla; Delphinidae. Gene Ontology annotation, biological process: intracellular signal transduction; positive regulation of cell adhesion mediated by integrin; positive regulation of B cell differentiation. The transcript has 14 exons. Gene Ontology annotation, molecular function: signaling receptor binding; non-membrane spanning protein tyrosine kinase activity; ATP binding. Bases 166 to 2046 code for a protein of 626 amino acids.
UGGGCGACUGAGGCGACUCCGGCGGCGGGAGCAGCGAGGAGGAGGGGGCUGCUCGGCGCGGCGCCCAGAGCUGCCCCCUAAUUCGCGCCAGUCCGGUUCCCGGAGACCCGCGCCCCGCCCUAGCCUCACCUGAUACAGGUGGACACUUGAGGGGAAGGCGCAGGGAUGGGCGACAGCGCUAACCACCUGCCCUUCUUCUUCGGCAACAUCACCCGGGAGGAGGCAGAAGACUACCUGGCCCAGGGGGGCAUGAGCGACGGGCUCUACCUGCUGCGCCAGAGCCGCAACUACCUGGGCGGCUUUGCCCUGUCGGUGGCGCACGACCGGAAGGCGCAUCACUACACCAUUGAGCGGGAGCUAAACGGGACCUACGCCAUCUCAGGCGGCAGGGCCCACAGCAGCCCCGCCGAGCUUUGCCACUACCACUCCCAGGAGCUGGAUGGCCUCAUCUGCCUCCUCAAGAAGCCCUUCAACCGGCCGCCCGGGGUGCAGCCCAAAACCGGACCCUUUGAGGACCUGAAGGAGAACCUCAUCCGGGAGUAUGUGAAACAGACAUGGAACCUACAGGGUCAAGCUCUCGAGCAGGCCAUUAUCAGCCAGAAACCUCAGCUGGAGAAGCUAAUCGCCACCACAGCCCAUGAAAAAAUGCCCUGGUUCCAUGGAAAAAUCUCUCGGGAUGAAUCUGAGCAGAUUGUCCUGAUAGGAUCAAAGACAAAUGGAAAGUUUUUGAUCAGGUCCAGGGACAACGGGUCUUACGCCCUGUGCCUGCUGCACGAGGGGAAGGUGCUGCACUACCGCAUCGAUAAGGACAAAACAGGGAAGCUCUCCAUCCCUGGCGGGAAGAAUUUCGACACACUAUGGCAGCUCGUCGAGCAUUAUUCUUAUAAGUCAGAUGGUUUGUUAAGAGUUCUUACAGUUCCAUGUCAAAAAUUUGAUGGGCAAAUGGGAAAUAUUAAUUUCCGUCCACAACUUCCAAGUUCCCAUCCUGUGACUUGGUCAGCGGGUGGAAUAAUCUCAAGAAUCAAAUCAUACUCCUUCCCAAAGCCUGGCCACAGAAAGGGCUCCUCAUCCCAAAGGCCAGAAAGUUCGGUGACGUUCAACCCUUAUGAGCCAGACCGAGGGCCCUGGGCCAACGAAAGAGAAGCCCAGAGAGAAGCCUUGCCCAUGGACACCGAGGUCUAUGAAAGCCCCUAUGCAGACCCCGAGGAGAUCAGGCCCAAAGAGGUCUACCUGGACCGGAAGCUGCUGACCCUGGAGGACAAGGAACUGGGCUCUGGGAACUUUGGGACGGUGAAGAAGGGCUACUACCAGAUGAAAAAAGUUGUGAAAACAGUGGCUGUGAAAAUCCUGAAAAACGAGGCCAAUGACCCCGCGCUUAAAGAUGAGUUAUUAGCAGAAGCAAACGUCAUGCAGCAACUUGACAACCCUUACAUCGUGCGCAUGAUUGGGAUAUGCGAAGCCGAGUCCUGGAUGCUGGUUAUGGAGAUGGCGGAACUUGGUCCACUCAACAAAUAUUUACAGCAGAACAGGCAUGUCAAGGAUAAGAACAUCAUAGAGCUGGUUCAUCAGGUGUCUAUGGGAAUGAAGUAUUUGGAAGAGUGCAAUUUUGUGCACAGAGAUCUGGCUGCAAGAAAUGUAUUGCUGGUUACUCAACAUUAUGCCAAGAUCAGUGAUUUUGGACUUUCCAAAGCACUUCGUGCUGAUGAAAACUACUACAAGGCCCAGACCCACGGGAAGUGGCCCGUGAAGUGGUACGCUCCGGAAUGCAUCAACUACUUCAAGUUCUCCAGCAAGAGUGACGUCUGGAGCUUUGGAGUGUUAAUGUGGGAAGCAUUUUCCUACGGGCAGAAGCCGUAUCGGGGAAUGAAAGGCAGUGAAGUUUCUGCUAUGCUGGAGAAAGGAGAGAGGAUGGGGUGCCCUCCAGGGUGUCCGAGAGAGAUGUACGAGCUGAUGACCCUGUGCUGGACCUAUGACGUGGAGAACAGGCCCGGAUUUGUAGCAGUGGAACUGCGGCUGCGCAAUUACUACUACGAUGUGGUUAACUAACGGCUCUGGCGCCCUUCUGUGGCUGCCUUUGAGCAAAUGAGCAGUCGAGGGAAGACUAUUCCAAUGCUUUGAUUUUGAGUCUCCAUCUUCCUCCACCCGGGAGAGCCAGCUCAGGUGGAAUGUUCCACUGACUGUCGUUCCCCAAAGCCUGUCCUGGAACACGCCCUCCACAAAGCAACCCAUCCCAGAGGAGCGGUGGGAAGACAGACGGACACCAGGACCAAGGGUCCCGUGGAUUCAUGUGUGUUUCUUGUCUGUGUGGCAGGUUAUUUGCAGGAUUUGUUUCCAAAUUUCUUUCUGUCUUUUCAGUUCUCGGGCUCCUGGGCUGCAUUUGAAUACCCAGCAUCACCAUGGGGUGCUGAACCCUCUUGCCCAUUUCGGCUGCAUUUUCAGUGGCCAGAGGGUGCCCUUGGCUUGUGAUGCCUGCCGUGGAGGGAAGGAAGGGAGAGGAGAAGAGGUUUGACUGCCUCCAGAGCAUGGCCCCUACAGGUCCCAAGACUGAGCCCUGCCACUGAAAAACAUUCCCCAAUAAAAGUGUUUUGAGGCUUAAAAAAAUCAGGCUGGACCACUGCAAUUUCUAAGCCUGUAGCCCAGUUAAGGGAAAAUAAAAAGUAUGGAUACUGCUUUUGCUCUAUGUUCUGAGGCAGAAGACUCACAUCUGUAUGAAAAGUGGAGCCUGUUGGAAUGAAUUGGCUUGGCUUCCUUUCCCCCCAAAAGCCUCUCUGAAGACUGUACUUGACUGGAGACUAAUAAAUAAAGUUCUUCGUGGAGACCCAGUAGGGAAGAGGAUGUCUGUCAUCUCAGGUCUGACCUAGGACAGACAGCAGGGUACAGCGGGCUGUCGUCUGCUUAGUGGGGUCCAAGCUUGCUCUCCCCUAGAGAGGGGCUGCAGCCAGAAUUCCCUGACUUUUUCUGUAUUCAUAGUGAGGGACAACCUGGUGGCCAAGGUCAUCUAAAGAGGAGUUUCUAAGGCAAGUAUCAAUUCACAAUAAAGCCACAGAUCCUGACCCUCUCCACAAGUCAACCUUAUUGAGUGUGACUUUGGGUUGAAGAUACGAGACCCAAGAACUUUUUUCUAGUCCCUGAGUCUUAGUUAAUCCUUGGCUAAUGUUUGAUCUCAUUGAUAUCAGAUUUGCUGUAGCCAUCCUUCUUAGGUCAGUCGAGACACAUAAACUCAGACCAUCUUGUCUUCAGUGGUACCUAAGACAUUUUAAAGUGUACAUCCAGCCUAUGGCCAGAGAGGAGGCCCCACUCAUGACAGGGGAGCCGGGCACGGAGAAAGGCAGCAGUCGGCACCCCAGCUUAGCCAGCAGAAGACAUGGGUCCACUGGUAGAACUUGUGUUAAGAAACUUUCAGAAGCCGCCCAUGCUUUUUUGCCACAUGGUUGUUUAAUCAUCGUGUUAAAGAGAGGAUCCCUGUGUGCUGAGCAGAUACUCAAAACAAUGGCAAUACACAUUUAGAGUCCCUGAGAUUAUAAAGAUGAGUGACACAAUCUCUGUGGUCAGGUUGUUUGUAGAAUCAUCACAGAAAGGGCUGGAUAAAGCAGUAAUGGCAUCUGAGAAAGAGACCAUCCAUACACACUGCUGAACUCCCAGGGUCCUUCUUCUACCCCCAAAGUAUGUCUGUAGCAAGGCCACACACUUACAGGAAUAGAGGGCAUGCAUGUCAUAAACAUGUAGAGCUCUUGCCUUCUUUCCAGUGGGAUUUUCCACACUGUCUAGCAGCUCAACACACUUCCCAGGAGUCUGGGGAUGAAGAACAUCUAGAAUGUGAGUGGGCAAGAGAUGCCCUGCCCAGGAGGCAGCCAGCACUCCCCUCUGCUCUGCCCUCUGCUUCUCCCCCUAGUGGAAAGAGGCCUGUGUGUAGAAUUUUCACUGUGGCCGCUCGCCCAAGUCUUGUCUAGUGAAAAUUGUGUCCUGCGUUAGAGAUAGCUCUUCUCCUCCCUGGGGUUACAGAGGAAGGCACAUAGGGAAAGGCAGCUUUGUGGAAGGAUUUAUGAUGUAAAUGAGCAAAAUUUGGAAGCUUAGGGCUUACUGCAGGGCUGGGCUUUCACAUGCAUGCUGCCCUUCUGAUGGGUCUAACCACGUCUUUACCUGGGUCUGGGCGCCCUCCAUGUGCCUUCACCUUUUGGUCCAUGUUUAGCAGGAACAAAAGGACAGCACAUCAGACACACGGCCCUGGCCAGUACCAAUUGUCUGCUGAUGCCACAAACACUUUGUCACCUCAGUGGGACCAAAAGUUUUUGUAGCAGAGACACAGUUCAUUCUGUGGUUAAAAUAAUUACAAGUGCUUUUCGUUUGAGCAUGUCCUUCCCCUGCACUUGCUGGUACCAGCCUUGCCUUUGUCCUUUGCGUGGUGACUUCACAUUUACCCCAGCCCAAUGACUGCAACCCGACCUGGGUUUUCACAUGUAGGGGUGACCGCCGGUUUAUCAGGCUCCCACACUCCCAAAGAGCACACUCUACCUGUCAAUCCGGGCAUCAUAUUCUCCAUUCAUUUCAGAAGAGCAAUCUUUUGUCACUGGACUUUUUUUCAACUGUGAUUUUUAAUAAAACUUUUAAAUGAGC